Molecule: messenger RNA, 621 nt
Organism: Miscanthus lutarioriparius
Lineage: Eukaryota; Viridiplantae; Streptophyta; Magnoliopsida; Poales; Poaceae
Source: the annotation of a GenBank genome assembly
AUGGAGAUAUGUUAUUCUUUUCCUUCUUUGUUCAUUUUCCGCUACCAUAUUUUUUCCUAUAUGAGAUCAGGUUAUGCACCUAAUGUAUCAGUUUACCAUUUAUGGAAUACUGUCUCCACUUUCUUGAUGUAUGAAUUAUUCUGGCCUAAAUGGUGCUUGCUUGUGUUCAACUUGAAAGACGUAUUUGUUAGGAUCACCAACGAGGUUGGUACAGUCAAGGGAGCUAUUGAAAAGGGCAAGAGCAAUGCAGCAACUUCAAAAUACCAGGAUACAAGCAGGACCAACCACUAUUCUGCCCAAGAUAACGAUGACUUUAUUUCUUCAGAAUCAGAUAGACAGCUUCUACUCAUGAGGCAGCAGGAUGAGGAACUUGAUGAGCUCAGUGAAAGUGUCCAAAGGAUUGGUGGUGUAGGGCUAACCAUACACGAAGAGCUGUCCGGACAGGAAAGGAUCCUAAACGACCUAAGCUUGGAGACGGAGACUACUUCCAACAGACUUGAUUUCGUGCAGAAAAGAGUGGCCAUGGUGAUGAAGAAGGCUGGCAUCAAGGGUCAGAUCAUGUUGAUCGCGUUCCUGGUUGUUCUAUUCAUCAUUCUUUUCGUUUUGGUGUUCUUGACAUAG